Molecule: messenger RNA, 2031 nt
Organism: Gastrolobium bilobum
Lineage: Eukaryota; Viridiplantae; Streptophyta; Magnoliopsida; Fabales; Fabaceae
Product: butanoate--CoA ligase AAE1-like
Exons: 3
Coding region: 170-1843 (557 amino acids)
Source: RefSeq, a predicted model, not a curated record
UUGGAACUUGGAAAUUCCAAGUUGGAAUCAUGCAACCUCUUGUGGCGUGAUACAUCAAGCAUAUCACUAUUACCAAAUAAGUCAGGCCAGGGUGUUUGAGAUUUUUAUCCACAAUACCCCAUAUUAAGGUCAUAUAUGUGCAGGAUAGAGGAGUGAAACUCUUGGGAAGAUGGAGGGUAGUAUCCGGUGCUCCGCCAACUACGUUCCUCUGACUCCCAUAAGCUUUUUGGAGCGCUCAGCCAUUGUUUACCGUGACAGACUUUCACUCAUCUUCGAUGACGUCACCUACACAUGGGCACAGACCCAUCAACGUUGUACCAAACUUGCUUCUGCCAUUUCUCAACUCGGUGUUUCUCCCGGGGAUGUGGUUGCUGUAUUGGCCCCAAAUAUUCCAGCUAUGUAUGAGCUACAUUUUGGUGUUCCAAUGUCAGGGGCUAUUCUCUGCACGUUAAAUACCCGUCACGAUUCGGCAAUGGUUUCAGUGUUAUUAAAACAUUCUGAGGCCAAAAUGCUUUUCGUAGACUAUCAAUUGUUUGAUAUUGCUCAAGGAGCACUUGAAAUCCUGUCAAAAACAACAACCAAGCUUCCCCUUCUGGUCUUAAUUUUGGAGUGUGGUCAGCCAUCACCUGAUACUGGUAAAAAUUCAUCCUUUCCUGGAACGUUGAUAUAUGAUAAUCUUAUAGCUAAAGGAGAACUUGGAUUCGAGGUGAGAAGGCCAAAGGAUGAAUGGGAACCAAUCUCACUCAAUUACACUUCUGGAACUACAUCAAGCCCUAAGGGUGUAAUCUAUAGCCAUAGAGGUGCCUAUCUUAAUUCUUUGGCUACAGUUCUUCUUAAUGAGAUGAGGUCUAUGCCAGUAUAUUUAUGGUGUGUCCCAAUGUUUCAUUGCAAUGGAUGGUGCCUCCCUUGGGGUAUUGCUGCACAGGGUGGCACAAGUGUCUGCCAAAGAAGUGUGACUGCUGAAGGGAUAUUUGACAAUAUUUAUGAGCACAAGGUAACCCACAUGGGGGGAGCACCAACAGUUUUAAACAUGAUAAUAAAUUCACCACUCGAAGUCCGAAAGCCACUUCCAGGAAAGGUAGCAGUGAUGACAGGUGCUUCUCCACCACCCCCGGAUGUGCUUUUUAGGAUGGAAGAGCUAGGAUUCAUUGUGACUCAUUCAUAUGGUUUGACAGAAACUUAUGGUCCAGGAGCAAUUUGCACAUGGAAACCAGAAUGGGAUAGCCUUCCUCGAGAUGCACAAGCAAAAAUCAAGGCCCGUCAAGGAGUGCACCAUCUUGGAAUGGAAGAACUUGAUAUAAAAGAUCCUCUCACAAUGAAGAGUGUACCAGCUGAUGCAAAAACAAUGGGUGAGGUGAUGUUCAGGGGAAACACCGUGAUGAAUGGAUAUCUAAAGGAUUUGAGAGCAACACAAGAUGCAUUUAAAGGAGGAUGGUUUAGGAGUGGGGACUUGGGUGUAAAGCAUUCAGAUGGUUACAUAGAACUUAAGGACCGCUCAAAGGACAUAAUCAUCUCAGGGGGUGAAAAUAUUAGCACCAUUGAAUUGGAAGGUGUGAUUUUUAGUCACCCAGCAGUUCUUGAGGCAGCUGUUGUUGGGAGACCUGAUGAUUAUUGGGGAGAGACACCUUGUGCAUUUGUGAAGCUGAAAGAGGGUUACAAUGUAAAACCAGAGGAGAUAAUACAAUUCUGUCAGAACCGUUUGCCUCGUUAUAUGUCUCCAAAAACUGUGGUGUUCUCUGAUCUGCCAAAGACAUCAACUGGCAAGACACAGAAAUAUGCUCUGAGGGAGAAGGCAAAGGCCAUGGGAAGCUUGUUUAAGAAGAACAAUAAUAGCCGCUUAUAAAAGCACAUUCAUUUCGCAAUUUGAAUGCAAGAUUUGUAAAAGUUAUCUGAUUUCAUGUUGUAAUUUUAAUUCCUGUGUAAAAUAUGUCUAUUUGCUGAAUGAAUAAAACACGUACUUGUAAACUCAACUGGACUAAGGUUGAUCUUUUUAUCUAUUCAAGGGUGAGAGAACAAAGAAUUACUUCUAUC